AUCACUGAAUGGAUGAGUAAAUCUCUCUGUGCCGAAAAAUAGACUUCCUGCAAGACUACAAAACAAAAGCCAGGGAAAGACAGAGAAGAGGAGACACUUCAGGAUGAUGGACAUCAUCGUCUCAACUUUCCUUUGAGGCUCACAGCAGUUGCAGCUAACCUGAACCUGACCAGCAGUCCAACAGCAGCGAGAGGAGGGAGACAGACUGGGAAUUCAAUAAUCUGCUUGCAAAACACUGAGGCACAUCAGGACGAGGCUGACCAGGGAGUUUCAGCGUUCUGGUGAUGUCGAUAUAUUCCCAUGCCACACCAACAAAUUGAUCCAGUAAUCAAGAGAAAUGAAUGAUCGGACACCCACUGAAGACACGGCCUGAGGAUGUGACAGAUAUGGGCGACAUGGGAAAACAGGAGGACGUCUUGGUUUAGGGACGAUGGGCUGCUCAUCCUUUGGUGGGUGCAUCUCCACAUGACAAAAGCACAGUCAUGAUUUUAUAAGCCUCAAGAGUUUAUUAACUUUUCAAAAGACAGUCCACCAUGUUUAAACGGUGGCUUUUAGCCUUGAUGACCCGGGUCGGCCUCAUUGUGCUGGGCCUUUGCUGCUGUUUGUUCCUGUUCUACCUCCUCGCCUGUAAACCGACGUCUCACAGCAGCCAGCAGUCUGUGCUGUGGACCGGAGGGGCCACCAGUAAGGAGGGAUACAUGGCCUUGUUGCAGGAGAGGGAAGACUCUCACAAACAUUACAUCAACAGCCUGACCAAGCAGAUAGCGCAGCUGAAGGAGGCUCUCCAGGAGAGGACGCAGCAGCUUCAGGAGUCCCUGGAAAAAGCUAAAACAAGAGGGAUUCUGCCACAGGGUUUGGAUAGUUUGCACAAAACCCCAACACAGACUGACCUGAAGGAGUUCUUACGCUCCCAGCUGAGCCAGGCGGAGGUGAACUCAGGUGUAAAGCUGCCCAGCGAGUAUGCAGUGAUUCCUUUUGACACUUUCACCCUGCGGAGGGUGUACCAGCUGGAGACGGGGCUAACGAGGCACCCAGAGGAGAGGCCUGUGAGGAGAGACCGCAGAGACGAGCUGAUAAGCACAGUGGAGACAGCUCUGCACGUCCUGAAUGGACCUCAGCAACACACUGAAAACAUCAGGCUGAAACGCACAUACUCCCCUGCAGACUUUUUAGAGGGACUGACUCGCACAGAGCGGGACAGAGGAACUGUCUAUGAGCUGAUGUUUAAAGGCGACAGCGCACAGGACUUCACGCAGCUCACACUCUUCAGGCCGUUUGGUCCUGUGUUGAAGGUGAAGAGCGAGAGCGUGAACACGCGCAGCACGCUCAUCAACAUCAUCGUCCCUCUCUCCAAGAGGGCGGACACAUUCAGGCAGUUCAUCAACAACUUCAGAGAAGUGUGCAUCCAGCAGGACGGCCAGGUUCAUCUCACUGUGGUCUACUUCGGUCGAGAUCAGAUUGACCAGGUCAAAGCCAUGCUGGACCAGACCACCAGAGAGACUCGGUUCAGGAGCUUCACUUUGAUCCAGCUGAAUGAGGAGUUUUCUCGCGGUCGGGGCCUGGACGUGGGCGCCAGGGCCUGGAGGCGCAGCCAGAAUGUCCUGCUCUUCUUCUGUGAUGUCGACAUCCACUUCACCGCUGACUUCUUGACUUCCUGCCGUCUCAGUGCAGAGCCUGGUAAGAGAGUGUAUUAUCCAGUGCUCUUCAGCCAGUACAACCCAUCUAUAAUCUAUAGCAAUCAGACACUUCUGCCUGCUAUUCAAGAACAACUGGUGAUAAAAAAGGAAACUGGAUUCUGGAGAGACUUUGGGUUUGGCAUGACAUGCCAGUACAGGUCUGACUUCCUCAACAUAGGUGGUUUUGACCGCAACAUCAAAGGUUGGGGGUUAGAGGACGUGCACCUGUACAGGAAGUACCUUCACAGUAAGCUGAUGGUCAUUCGUUCUCCGUCUCGCGGCCUCUUCCACCUGUGGCACGAGAAGAACUGUGCAGACGAGCUCCCUCCAGACAAAUACAAGAUGUGUAUGCAGACCAAAGCCAUGAGCGAAGCCUCACACGGCCAGCUGGGGGAGCUGUUCUUUAAAAGAGAGAUUGAGGUUCAUCUGAGCUCUCAGAGGAAGACAACCAGCGCAACAUGAUGAGGACAGUAAAAGGACUUUGGCGGUGUUAUUAAUCACUGCUCUGUGUGUUCUUGUUCUCAUGAUAAUUUAUGUUUACACACAUUAUUCACCUUCAAACAAAAGAUGAUUAACUGUGAUUAUUGUUCUCAUUAUGGGCACAU
Messenger RNA from Epinephelus lanceolatus (giant grouper), 2281 nucleotides. Its product is annotated as chondroitin sulfate N-acetylgalactosaminyltransferase 1-like. Gene Ontology annotation, cellular component: Golgi cisterna membrane. NCBI's taxonomy places the organism in Eukaryota, Metazoa, Chordata, Actinopteri, Perciformes, Serranidae. Gene Ontology annotation, molecular function: glucuronosyl-N-acetylgalactosaminyl-proteoglycan 4-beta-N-acetylgalactosaminyltransferase activity. The record is from RefSeq and is a predicted model, not a curated record.